AGAGAAUUGUAAGUUAAUAGGAAGUAAUAUCGAGGAUUGUAAGUUAAUAGAAAGUAAUAUCGAGGAUUGUAAGUUAAUAGAAAGUAAUAUCGAGGAUUGUAAGUUAAUAGAAAGUAAUAUCGAGGAUUUACUCAAAUAUCUAGAAUGAUUGAUAUCUCAAACUUUCAUAUUUGAAAUAGACUUAUCACUAUUGUAUUAGCAUAAUACUGCUGUCUGAAUACAUGCUUUGAGGACCACAAUAUGAGCUAGUUCUGAAUAUAUGAGGACCACAUUAUAAGCUAGUUCUAAACCUAAUCGUGUUUUCCUGUAUAAAUAAAGGACAUUAUCAUCAUUACACAACAGUCAAAAAGUGAAGAAAAAAUGAAUUAAGUUACCAAAUACACAGAACAUUUCUGUUGUUUACAGAAAACUGUUUUCCAUUACAAACCAGCUGUAUACACUUGUUAGGUCUCCAGAGGAAACUCAGGUGACUUAUUGUAAAAUGUCAGCAUCCUCCAUCGUUUAUCGUCCAUUGUCCCUGUCAUGCGGUCUAUUGUGCACCGUGCAUUAACAAUUGAACUUUUGUAACUUCUUUUUGAAAACUACCUUUCUAUUGUUUUCAAAUUUGUAAAUUUCAGGACUCCUGCACCCCCAGGUCCUUAGGGAUGGGACAAAAACUCUAAAAUUGACAAAUUUUCAAAAAACAUUUCUCUUCAACCACACAUCUAUAAGAAAAACUAAUGCAUAGUGUUGUAGAGCUGGAAGACCUCUACCAAAACUGUCAAUUUCAUGAUCUCUGGAAGAGAGGUUCUGACUCCAGGGCAGUGCCAGAGGUGUGCUACAAUGAUAAAUACGAUAAGAAUUCAAAUGGCGGUGUGUCGUACUUGGGGCGGUUUAUUUGUCCUACUGACGAGAGUAUGGGAGAUGACCACACCUACUGUUGUGGGGAUGAGGGACAACAGUACUGCUGCACUUUCUGGGAUGAUGGAGGAAGAGUAGCUGGUGUUGUCAUUGGGAUCCUGUUGGGAGUCGGAGCUAUUUUUCUAAUCUGUUACUGCUGUGUCAAAAGAAGCAAAAAGUUCCGUGGAACGGUGAUUCGCAAAGACCACAACAUGGCUGAAGAUUACCCCGGUCAGAGUGUACCACUCAGACCCAUCUAUAAUGAAGGGGGUUUGUCUUAUCCUGUGAAUCCACCACCAUUUCAGCAUCAAGAUGGGAAGAAGUCCUACAUGCCUUCCGAUGGAUCUUUGCCAUAUCCUGUGAAUUCAACCAUCGGCUCCCGGAAACCCUACAUAUCUACCCCCUGGCAACAUGCCCUACCCAUCAGCGAGCAACACUCCUUCCUAUAAUAUUUAGCUGCUUCACUGAAGUUUACAUUGUGUAGUGUUUUAAGUUUGUUUGUUUUUUUUCAUUUUUACGAAUUCGAAUGUGCAAAUAAUGAGCAAUUUGAACAAAUUGUGUAUACUUUUCCCCUGACCCUGUUUUAGAUAUUAAACCUAUUGAUUAUUUUCAUUCUUUUGCCUCAGUUUGGUACACUUUUCUAGUAAACUUUGGAUAUGCUUGUACAUUUGUACUUAUAGAGAUCAUUAUCAUCAGUACACAAUGAUUUACUAUUGACACACAGGUCUUUUAAAUGUAUAUUUUAACGUCUGCAAAUAUAAAUUCUUUUAAUCUGGCCAAGUUAAAUUAUGAACAAAAUUUGAAUGGCUGGCAUUGAUUUUUGUUCACCAUAUUUGCAUAAGAAUUUAACAAAAAGAAAUACAGUAACUACGUAUAGUUACAUUCAGUGAAUUAAAAAAGAACUGUUGUCAUCUUCUGUGAAUUAAAAGAGAACUAGUUUAUGGAGGUAUAAAGGCAAUGAAAGCAUGGGGUAAUUUUUGUUUAUAUUCUGUAAAUAAACUUGGUUUUUAAUUAUUAGUUUAAACAUUAUUCCAUAAUAUUCAACAAUUUAGAAUGUACAUACAUGUACGUACCUUUACGUAUUGGCGAUUAGAUUGGCAUGCUUCCAUUUAAUGCUGAUUUUAAGGGUGUGGAUUUGUUUACAUCAGUAUUUGUAUAAUUUAUGUUAUACAAUUGUUUUAUGCUUACCUGAGUCUAAAAGUAAGUGUUUCAUCAAAAGUCAUCUUUCCAGAUGAUAGACAUGAAUUCAAAAUUUUAUAUAUGCCCCCACCAUGAAAUUGCAGGGACAUAUAGAGUCGGUCCUCUCCUUCUGUUCACCAUACCUUAGUAUUUACCGUUUCUAAGGGAUGUGAUAUAUCUGACAAUAUUGAACUGAUACUAAGCGUGCAGUUGUAUAUUAAUGUCUAACAGAUCAAGAGGAAGUCCAACUUUCAGCAGAGUUGCAGCCCUUGGAUUUUUGUAAAAUUCACUGUUUUACGAUUUUUUUCAUCUCUGUGCUUGCAGACAUUAAUUAAUCUGAUAAGUUACAGAUCAUCCCCAAUUAUUCAGAUUGACACAGUUUCAGUGGUUAUACAGCCCUUAGACUUGAAAAAUAAACUUGUCAAAUAAUUCUGUAGGCAUUAUUUCCUCCUCCUGUAUUGCCUAUUCAUUGGACAUAAAAAGAAAUUUAUAAAGUUUGAUAUAAUUUGUGAUAAGUUAGAUUGCAUUGACAAUGGCCUUAUGUAAUGUAAUUUUAUACAAAUGCCCUUUUGAAGAGUUUGAGUGACAUAUUUUUUCCACAAAAUUCAGACAUUAGUGGUAAAUCAUCACACUGUACCCCACCGAUGAAAGUUCUAUUUUGCUGGAAUUUUCGGAGAGAUUUAAAUUAUCCUAUUGAAGCACCAUAGACAGGCAUUUAAAAGGCAAUUACUUUUACAGAUUCUGAAAUUCUGUAAAUUAUAUAGCACUAUCAGCAUAACCAGAUGGCAUGAUUUAAAGAAUGGGGAAAGGAGAAUAGCUUUGAUUAUUGUAAAACUCAGGUUGAAAUAUGUAUUUUUAUAUCUUUUUUGAUAACUAAAUUUUUUCCUACAUGCAUAUAUUACUUUGUGCUAAGGUUUUAUAUAAAAUUUUGAUAAUAUGUGCUUAACUUAUUAACAACCAUCAAUUAUUUUAUAUUGUAUACAGUAAUCAUAUGUGUGUUAUGGUUUUAAUAUUUUGAAUAUUGCAUGGACAGAAGUUACUGAAUACAUGUACUUACUAGUUAAAUUACAUUGUAUUGUUCAGUUUAGGUUAUGUUUUAAAUUGUCCAUGCUAUGUGGCAUCUAUUAUGAAUAUUUAUACUUUUAUAUUCAACCAUUUGUUGUCCUGUUAUGUUUUGGGUGUGGUCACAAUGGUGUCAUUUUAUUUCAAUUUUUUAUUCUGUAUUGUUAUUUCUACAAUUUUUGUCACGUGAAAAUUCAGGAAGUCCACCAUUACAGAUCUGAUUAGAACUCAGAGUCAGUUCCUUUUUUACUCCUUUACGAUUUACAUUUGAUAAUUCUGUAUUGGAUUGAAGAUUUUGCAUUAUUAUGUUCUUCAGCUUUCGAAAGCAAAUAAAUUCAGUGUUCUUGUACCAUGUAUAAGUAUACAGUUUUUAAAAUUGUAUAUUGAUAUUAUUACAAUUUUAUGGGAAGGUUUAUUAUUUUUAUGUCUGAUAUUAAUUGCUUAAUUAAUAUGUUGUUAUUGCUGGAUAUUGGGAAAUGAAAUAAAUUGUUCAAAUUUUUAGAA
Ostrea edulis (European flat oyster) is the source of this 3624-nucleotide messenger RNA. Its product is annotated as cysteine and tyrosine-rich protein 1-like. The record is from RefSeq and is a predicted model, not a curated record. The transcript is spliced from 6 exons. The coding region runs from base 720 to 1328 and encodes 202 amino acids. Lineage: Eukaryota; Metazoa; Mollusca; Bivalvia; Ostreida; Ostreidae.